UCGAAACCUCAGCACCUAAUCUCAGCAUAAUGGCGCCAAAACCAUCAAAGGGUUCAAUUUCCUUUGCCUUUUUUGUCAUUGUUUGCCUUCAUCUUUGCAGCAGCUACGGAAAGGUGUCAGCAAAUAAUGAUCCUAAAAUUAGAGGGAUGUUUGUCUUUGGAAGUUCCCUUGUUGAUAAUGGCAAUAACAAUUUCCUUCCAAACUCACUAGCUAAGGCCAACUAUUUCCCUUAUGGAGUAGAUUUUCCUCUUGGUUCUACUGGGAGAUUCACCAACGGGAAGAAUGUGGUCGACCUUCUCGGUGAAUUGCUAAAACUUCCGACUUUUAUUCCACCUUUCGCAGAUCCCACAACUAAGGGGAGAAGGAUCCUUUAUGGUGUAAAUUAUGCAUCUGGUGCUUCUGGGAUAUUAGAUGAAACUGGUGCAAUUGCAGGCCAGGUUUUCAGCUUGAAUAAGCAGAUAGAAAACUUCGAGAAUGUGACACUUCCUGAAUUCGGGAAUGGGGAAGAUUUUGGGAAAUCACUAGCCCACUACUUGUUUGUGGUUGGAACCGGAGGAAACGAUUACACAUUUAAUUACUUCCUGAGCAGAGACAAAGACAGCAGCAAUGUCAGUCUUGAAGCAUUCACUACAAAGUUGACUACUACUCUCUCUCGUCAACUUAAGAGGCUGUAUAAUUUGGGAGCUCGAAAGUUCGUACUCAUGUCUGUGAACCCAAACGGAUGCACCCCAAUGGCCAGGACCAUGAUUCCAAUGCAUGAACGUUGCAUACAAAGUGUAAAUCGAGCUAUUCAUCUUUUUAACACCAACCUGAAGGCCAUGGUGGAUGAAAUCCAACUAGAAUUGCCUGCUUCCAAGCUUGUUUAUGUUAACUCGUACAAAAUUGUUAGGGAUAUCAUAAAAGAGCCGUCAUCAAAAGGUUUCGAAGAUGCCAAAAAUGCUUGUUGCAAAGUGCCAUCGAUAGAAGAAGGUGGGACUGGAACUCUUUGCAAGAGAGGUGGAUCAAUUUGUUCAAAUAGGAGAAGUAACGUUUUCUUUGAUGGGCUGCAUCCUACUGAAACUGUAAAUGCUGUCAUCGCAAAUAAGGCAUAUUAUUCCAACUCCAGAGCUGAAGUCUACCCCAUGAAUAUUAAGCAACUCUCCCAAAUUUAAAGAUAUUCCUGUAUGGUAUGGUAUGUAUUGUAAUAUUAUCAACUGGCAGUGUUUCAGAGACUUAUGUAUGGAUUUGUUAUGAUUAAUUAGCUUCUAUAAAAGGAGCUUGUGCC
This is a messenger RNA of Coffea eugenioides, 1264 nucleotides long. RefSeq names its product GDSL esterase/lipase At1g29670-like. Gene Ontology annotation, molecular function: hydrolase activity, acting on ester bonds. The coding region runs from base 30 to 1151 and encodes 373 amino acids. Lineage: Eukaryota; Viridiplantae; Streptophyta; Magnoliopsida; Gentianales; Rubiaceae. The record is from RefSeq and is a predicted model, not a curated record. The transcript has 4 exons.